Molecule: messenger RNA, 3760 nt
Organism: Equus quagga
Lineage: Eukaryota; Metazoa; Chordata; Mammalia; Perissodactyla; Equidae
Gene: APLNR
Product: apelin receptor
Exons: 1
Coding region: 305-1447 (380 amino acids)
Biological process (GO): immune response; G protein-coupled receptor signaling pathway
Cellular component (GO): membrane
Molecular function (GO): G protein-coupled receptor activity
Source: RefSeq, a predicted model, not a curated record
AGGAGGGAGUGACCAGCCAAGGAGGAGACAGAGACUCAGGAGGGUGCAAGGAAGUGUCUUAGCUGAGGCUGGGACCAGGCAGGACAGAGUAGAGAGAAGUCUGCAGGAGCAAAUUAUCCUCCAGGGUCCCAAGAAUCCAGAGGCAGCUCCUCCUGCUGCUGGGAAGGGCUCUGGACACCUUCAGCCAUUCUCUCUUGCCCUCUGAGGCUCAAGCCAGAAGCUCAGGGUGCUUGCUGAGUUGCUGACACAGCCAAAGAGCUGGUACCUCCGGGAUCCCCUGCCGGUCUUCUCGCCGCUCCCCAGCAUGGAGGAGGGUGGCGAAUUUGACAACUACUAUGGGGCAGACAACCAGUCUGAGUGUGAGUAUACAGACUGGAAGUCCUCGGGGGCCCUCAUUCCUGCCAUCUACAUACUGGUCUUCCUCCUGGGCACUUCGGGAAAUGGCCUGGUGCUCUGGACUGUGUUUCGGAGCAGCCGUGAGAAGAGGCGUUCAGCUGAUAUUUUCAUCGCUAGCCUGGCGGUGGCUGACCUGACUUUCGUGGUGACCCUGCCACUGUGGGCCACCUACACAUACUGGGACUAUGACUGGCCCUUUGGUACCUUCGCUUGCAAGCUCAGCAGCUAUCUCAUCUUCGUCAACAUGUAUGCCAGUGUCUUCUGCCUCACUGGCCUCAGCUUCGACCGCUACCUGGCCAUCGUGAGGCCAGUGGCCAAUGCUCGACUGAGGCUACGGGUCAGCGGGGCCGUGGCCACAGCGGUCCUGUGGGUGCUGGCCGCCCUCCUGGCCAUGCCGGUCAUGGUGUUCCGCUCCACUGGGGACCUGGAGAACACCACCAAGGUUCAGUGUUACAUGGACUACUCCAUGGUGGCGACCACGAGCUCUGAGUGGGCCUGGGAGGUGGGCCUGGGGGUCUCGUCCACCGCUGUGGGCUUCGUGGCGCCCUUCAUCAUCAUGCUGACCUGUUACUUCUUCAUCGCCCAAACCAUCGCUGGCCAUUUCCGCAAGGAGCGCAUAGAGGGCCUGCGGAAGCGGCGCCGGCUGCUCAGCAUCAUCGUGGUGCUGGUGGUGACCUUCGCCCUGUGCUGGAUGCCCUACCACCUGGUGAAGACGCUCUACAUGCUGGGCAGCCUGCUGCACUGGCCCUGCGACUUCGACCUCUUCCUCAUGAAUGUCUUUCCCUACUGCACCUGCAUCAGCUACGUCAACAGCUGCCUCAACCCCUUCCUCUAUGCCUUCUUCGACCCCCGCUUCCGCCAGGCCUGCACCUCCAUGCUCUGCUGGGGCCAGAGCAGGUGCGGGGGUGCCUCCCACAGCAGCAGUGGGGAGAAGUCAGCCAGCUACUCCUCAGGGCACAGCCAGGGGCCCAGCCCCAACUCAGGGAAGGGCGGAGAGCAGAUGCAUGAGAAAUCCAUCCCCUACAGCCAAGAGACCCUUGUGGUUGACUAGGGCUGGGAUCCGAGAGAAGCCCGGUGUCCUCUGCCCUGCCUCAGCCUUUGCCCCUGCUCUCUGAAAGCCAGGUAGUGUGAGGGCACCUUCUCUCUUGCACUUGACUCCUUUCCCUGCUCCCUGCCUCCUGCCUCCGUCUUGUCCUCCUUUCUCCUCUCUUCUUGUUCAGAGGUUUGCGGACUGGUGGAAGGAGACUGAGCCCUGCAGACUUGUGCUCAGCCACUCAAUAUCUGUGAGACUGACCUUGCACAAGUCUCUUAACCUCUCUGAGCCUCAGUUUCUCCAUUUGUAUAAAAUGGGGGAAGUCAUACUGCCAUUAAAAUGUUGAUGUGUAAGUCCUGGCUCAACAAAAGUUCAUUUCUCUCUAUCCCUUUUCUUGGAUUUUCAGCUCCCUUUUCUCCUUCCUUUUCUUUACUUUUUUGUCUCCUCUUCCUUCCUCUGUGUUUCUCUCUCUGCAAUAUUUACUCUGAAUCCUUACCUGCGGGCUCCUACCCCCUCUCCCAAAGCUUGUCCCCCUCCCUCAAUCCUUCUUCCUUUCCUUUUUGCCUCCUUGUUCUAAAGGGCUCCUAAGGGUUAAGAAUCCUGAAGCAUGCAAACACUACUUCUGUUCAAGCUCUUUAUCCAGGUCCCUGAGAGAGUCAGGGAAAGGACUGGUGCAGGGGGUGAGCUGGGUGUUAGGAAAGAAUUAGUGUUCCAGUCUCUGCAGCUGGGAGUCCAAAACUUUCCCCCAAAUUGGAUUAGUUUGCUGUGAUUUCAGGCACUGAGAGUAGAUCCAUCCCAGAAAGAGGCCUCCCUUCCUGCAGCCUCUCCAUGAUGCCAACUAGAUAUGCUUUCUACAGAUUUCCUCAGACGCUUCCAUUCAUCCUCUAUUCUCUGUGGGGAUUGGAAGGCAAUGGGUUGAUGACACAAUGGACUCCUUGGUCUCAUUAUUUGAAUGGGGAGUUGGGAAGGGAAAGUGGAGAAAGAGGGGAGUCUGCGCGUAGUCUAUAUGCUGCAUGGCUUCCUUCCCCACAUCCUCACCCCUCCAACCUCCUUCAGAACUGUGAGCUGCCAGUCUUUCCCAUCUCCCCACCCCACCCUGUCAGCCCCAGGAUUUUUUCCUUGGGCACUGGUGCUAGUUGGUGCCAAGAGUCACUUUGGUGGGGGUGGGAUGCUUGCUUUGUGUGUGUAUAUAUAUAUUAGCGUGGAUGUGUGUAACAUAAAGAUCAGUGUGCGUGUGUCACUUGUCACUUGGAUGAACCACCCUUCCCCCGUCUCCACUCUUCACAUGAUAUCCUUGAGGGAAGAGGGGACAUAUUGAGGCAAUAUAGAAUAAAAAUGAGUCCACCCCCCCCCCCCACUGGCUUUGGGGGUUCUGACGGCUGGUCCGUGCUUUAAGAGAGAAGUCUAUGUUUGCACUGGCUCCCUCUAGAGAGGUCUCUCCCCAAAGCAGCUGGCACCCAAGUCUUGGGGAAGUCCCACGUGCUGGGCCCCUGCACUUCUCUAGUUCCAUGAGGGAAAUGGGAGGCUAGUUAAGAGCUUCCCUUGGCCCCCUUCCCAUGCCUCCCCACCUUGCUUUGAGUUUAUGAGCAUUUCCCUCAUCACUCUCCCCUUUUCCAAGGCCAAUGGCCUUCUUCCCAAGAGUGGGGGAGGGCACCUGCUUGCCAGGGAGUGAAAAAUACUGCGUGGGUUUUUUCUCACCCAACCAUCAGGAGUGGACCCCUGGGCUUUUCCUGCUGGGUUAGGGGGCUGGAAACAGUGACUGGAGCAGCUGUGGCAGGGUUGACGGCAUGACAUCCACAUUGCCAGAGAGACCUUGAGGAUGAAAUUGGUGGUGGCGCCUUUGUGAGCUGGGGGUGGGGUAUGUAUAUUCCGGGUUUUGUUUUUGGAGGACUCUGGACGUGAAGGACAAGACAUGAGCCAUGCAGGCAGGAAGAGCCCAGUGAUGUAAAUGGACAUCUUGAGAACUGCUGGGAUGGGGCCAACUCUGGGAGCAGAGGGAGGAGGAGAAGGGAAGAGGCUCCUGUCAGCUUAGUCUCCUCAUUACAGGCCAGAAUCUUUCACAGACUCACUUUCUUGACCCAGAGCUGUCUCCAAAGCAUCCAGUCUAGGCUGUAGGAGGCUCCUACAAGGGAAGAGCGUGCCCCUCUGAGGCCCUUCUGAGUGACCUGCAGAGACUGCCUGCCCAGAGAUCAUCCAUGGGCCUGGACAGAGGGUGGAGGAGGCUGCCUGCUAUGAUGCUCCCUCACCCCCCCGCCCCUUCUUUGGAAUGUCUGUGCUGUUUUCUGACCCUGUGUGUCACUGUGGUUCAUCAAAUAAAUCUGUUUUGUGUAA